Molecule: messenger RNA, 1377 nt
Organism: Medicago truncatula (barrel medic)
Lineage: Eukaryota; Viridiplantae; Streptophyta; Magnoliopsida; Fabales; Fabaceae
Product: glucan endo-1,3-beta-glucosidase 14
Exons: 3
Coding region: 61-1257 (398 amino acids)
Biological process (GO): carbohydrate metabolic process
Molecular function (GO): hydrolase activity, hydrolyzing O-glycosyl compounds
Source: RefSeq, a predicted model, not a curated record
AUAAUAUAGAGGAACAUCAUCAUACUUUCUAUCAAGUGGAAUAUCUUUCUCAUUCUUAAUAUGCUAAGACUUCAACAUCAAAUGGUUCUCUCUUCCUCGUGUUCAUUCUUUCUUUGGCUUCUCAUUUUAUCAGCAACAUUUUCUCUAGUAUUAGGGAACAAAGCAUUUACCGGAACAUAUGGAGUAAACUAUGGUAGAGUAGCUGAUAAUCUACCUCCCCCAGAAAGUGUGGUUACACUUCUCAAAGCUGCAAAAAUCAAAAAUGUAAGAAUCUAUGAUGUUAAUCCUCAAGUCCUAAGUGCCUUCAAAGGAUCUGGAAUAGGACUUAGUGUUUGUCUUCCGAACGAACUUUUGACAGACAUAGGCGUAGGCGAAGAUCGCGCCAUGAAUUGGAUUAAAGACAAUGUUCAACCAUAUCUUCCAGGAACAAAAAUAGUUGGUAUUGCCAUUGGAAAUGAAAUUUUAGGUGGUGGAAAUAUUGAAGUUUGGGAAGCUUUACUUCCUGCUGCAAAAAAUAUCUAUAGUGCCCUUGAUAGACUUGGCCUAGCAAAGCAAAUUGAGGUUUCAACUCCACAUUCAGAAGCUGUAUUUGCCAAUUCAUAUCCACCAUCUUCAUGUACAUUUAGGGAUGAUAUAGUACCUUACAUGAAACCUUUACUUGAAUUUUUUUCACAAAUUGGAACACCUUUUUAUAUUAAUGCAUACCCUUUUUUGGCCUAUAAAAAUGACCCUCAACAUAUUGACAUAAACUAUGCUUUAUUUAAGAAAAAUCCUGGUAUUUAUGAUCCCAAAAGUAAACUACAUUAUGACAAUAUGUUUGAUGCACAAGUUGAUGCUGCUUAUUUUGCAUUGGAGAAAUUUGGGUUUGAUAAGAUGGAAGUGAUUGUUUCUGAGACUGGUUGGGCCUCUCAUGGUGAUGAUAAUGAAGCUGGAGCAACUGUGAAAAAUGCAAAGACUUAUAAUAAAAAUAUGAGAAAGAGGUUACUUAAGAGAAAAGGAACACCUCAUAGGCCUAAAAUGUUGGUUAGGGUUUAUAUAUUUGCUUUGUUCAAUGAGAAUUUGAAGCCUGGACCAGGAUCAGAAAGACAUUUUGGAUUAUUUAAUCAUGAUGGAAGUAUUGCAUAUGAUAUUGGAUUUACUGGACUUAAACCUUCCUCAGCAACCUCCUCUUUCCUUUCCUUCAAGGGUAUUGGGUCUUCAUACGUGAUGGUUUCUUCAAGCUGUAUUGGAAUUCUUCUUCUUCUUAUAGCAUUGUAAUCAUUAAAAAGAUUGUAGAUACAAGAACUGAAUUAACGAUUCUUUGAACCUGUAACAAUUUUCUAAAUACAUUGAAUGUAUGGAAAUUUCAAAGCAAAUUGUUGGAUAUCUCAUUGUAUA